UGGGAAGGGGGAGGAAGGGGACGAAAUGGGCGGUGAGAAAGAGGCGAGAACUUGAACCUCAGAACCUGAGAGAGCACAGAGACGACCUGGAGAGCCUGGGAGGCAGCCGGCCCGCACUCAAUCCACUGAGCCACACCAGCCAGAGCAUCUCUGCCUUCUUUUAUAGGAUCCAGAGACCCAUUCGCCAAUGGUUUCUACCCAAGCCAGAAACAGCCAGGACCAGAGAGCUACAUGAACGGAAGUGCCUGCCAGGGGAAUCGUCCAAGUGCUGCAGUGCCAGGCCUUGUCCCUUCUGAGAUCCGCCCCCGGUGCCAGUGGGGUUGGAGGGUCUGCUGUACUUCAGGCCAUGCCAAGCCAGGGACCGUGCCUGCACGUGGCCACCCUGCUGACGGGGCUGCUGGAAUGCCUUGGCUUUGCUGGUGUCCUCUUUGGCUGGGCAUCCCUGGUAUUUGUCUUCAAAACAGAGCAUUACUUUGAGGACCUGUGUGAACGGAGCGCUGGGCUGAUGAGCAACGCCACGGGCCACGAUGACUGCAAAGCCCAGGACGAGAGGUUCUCCCUCAUCUUCACCGUGGCGUCCUUCAUGAAUAACUUCAUGACCUUCCCCACUGGCUACAUCUUCGACCGGUUCAAGACCACCGUGGCCCGCCUCAUAGCCAUAUUUCUCUACACUAGCGGGACACUCAUCAUAGCCUUCAUCUCUGCAGCCUCAGCAUCGCUGCUCUUCCUGGCCAUGCCCAUGCUCACCGUCGGCGGAGCCCUGUUUCUGAUCACCAACCUGCAGAUCGGGAACCUCUUUGGCAAACACCGCUCGACCAUCAUCACCCUCUACAACGGAGCAUUUGACUCUUCCUCAGCUGUCUUUCUUAUCAUGAAGCUCCUUUAUGAACAGGGCAUCAGCCUCAGAGCCUCCUUCAUCUUCCUGUCUUUGUGCAGUGCCUGGCAUGUUGGGCGAACCUUCCUCCUGAUGCCCCGGGGGCACAUCCCCUACCCACUGCCCCCCAGCUACAGCUAUGGCCUGUGUUCUGGGGAUGGCGCCGGAGAGAAGAAGGAGCAAGGAUCUGAGUCCAGGAAGCUGGACCUACCAUCCAAGGAGCUCCCGUCACCAAAGGAAGGGACCCCAGGAGCAGCAGGGCCAGAGGAACAGCGUUCUUUCCGGGGCUGUGUUACCUCUCGGCGCUUUGCCUGGCACCUGGUGUGGCUUUCUGUGAUACAGCUGUGGCACUACCUCUUCAUCGGCACCCUCAACUCUCUGCUCACCAAGUUGGCCGGUGGGGACAGGGCUCUGGUCAGCAGCUACACAAAUGCCUUUGCCAUCACUCAGUUCUUUGGAGUGCUGUGUGCCCCCUGGAACGGCCUGCUCAUGGACCGGCUUAGACAGAAGUACCAGAAGGAGGCGAGAAAGACCGGUUCUUCAGCCUCAGCCGUGGCCCUUUCCUCAGCCGUGCCUUCGCUGAUCCUGACAUCUCUGCUGUGCCUGGGCUUUGCCCUGUGUGCCUCGGUCCCUGUCCUCCCCCUCCAGUAUGCCACUUUCAUCCUGCAAGUGAUCAGCCGCUCCUUCCUCUACGGGGGCAAUGCUGCCUUCCUCACCCUGGCCUUCCCUGCGGAGCACUUUGGGAAGCUCUUUGGGCUGGUGAUGACCCUGUCAGCCAUCGUGUCCCUGCUCCAGUUCCCCAUCUUCACGCUCAUCAAAGGCCCCCUCCAGAACAACCCCUUCUACGUGAACGUGAUACUGGUGCUGGUCACUCUCCUGACCUUCGUCCACCCCUUCCUGGUGAACCGGGAGUGCCGGCAGGAAGCCACUGCUGCCACGACCACUUAGUGCGGAAGCCCCCGCUUUGCAGCCCUUCGAAUGCUUUUGCUUCUCUUUCUUGGAGGACCCUGUUUCCAGAAAGACUUCGUCCACUCAGGGUACCUGUGUUAAAUAGCCAUUGUUUUCUCUUAAAUAAAAGAUGUAUCUAACUGCCA
This is a messenger RNA of Artibeus jamaicensis (Jamaican fruit-eating bat), 1968 nucleotides long. RefSeq names its product solute carrier family 43 member 3 (gene SLC43A3). The record is from RefSeq and is a predicted model, not a curated record. NCBI's taxonomy places the organism in Eukaryota, Metazoa, Chordata, Mammalia, Chiroptera, Phyllostomidae. The transcript has 13 exons. The coding region runs from base 347 to 1822 and encodes 491 amino acids.